This is a messenger RNA of Drosophila ananassae, 757 nucleotides long. RefSeq names its product 39S ribosomal protein L50, mitochondrial (gene mRpL50). The coding region runs from base 105 to 674 and encodes 189 amino acids. The transcript is spliced from 3 exons. Gene Ontology annotation, cellular component: mitochondrion; mitochondrial large ribosomal subunit. The record is from RefSeq and is a predicted model, not a curated record. NCBI's taxonomy places the organism in Eukaryota, Metazoa, Arthropoda, Insecta, Diptera, Drosophilidae.
UUAAAAUUUACUUAAAUAUAUUUCCCUAAACGUUUAAACCUGUAAGUUGAACAUACUAACAUUAGGUUUUCAACGAUCCUUUCUCUGGUCACACUAAUACGGCCAUGGCAGCGAAUUUACGUAAAACCCUAAUUGUUGCGGGCAACAUGAGGAGGGGAUUCGCCUCCGCCGCAAAGGUGGCUAAAAGCCAACCCGCCAAAACUAAUUCACUUACGGCGGUCGGAGAGUCUAUUGCCGCUAAGGGUUUUCUACGUCCCCACAAACCCUACACACCACCAGCCGAUGCGGCGGAUCGUAUUCGCUCUGUGGCCUCAUCACUACAACUAAAAGGAGACAACCUGGAUAAUCUCUCUGAGAAAUUCCAAUUUCUGUCCGCGUGCUUCCAGGAGCUCAAGCACGGAGUCCCCAACUCUCAGGUGCAUGAGUUGAAUACCAUCAGCGAUGUUAUUACCUUCUAUCAGACUUCCGUUGACACGACUGUACCAUUAGACGCUCUGAAAAGGGUGGAACUGCCGGAGAAUCUACACAUCCAGUACGACUACGUGCGGUUCAAUCCUGAGACGGACACUAAAUUCAAUGGAAAAACUGCCUUCCCGAAGAGCUCAACGCUGGUGACUGGUCUCAAGUACCGCGGCAAGUACGAAGGCAAUGAGGCCAAGCGAUCGUGGCCUUAGUCGAAGCAUCUGUUAGUUCUUAUUGAUUUAAAUUUAAUAAAUUCAGAGUUUCUAUUAGAAACUUUUCUACAGCUUUCGUUAAA